This is a messenger RNA of Drosophila biarmipes, 1353 nucleotides long. Its product is annotated as phenoloxidase-activating factor 2. Lineage: Eukaryota; Metazoa; Arthropoda; Insecta; Diptera; Drosophilidae. Gene Ontology annotation, biological process: proteolysis. The transcript has 4 exons. The record is from RefSeq and is a predicted model, not a curated record. Gene Ontology annotation, molecular function: serine-type endopeptidase activity. Bases 36 to 1262 code for a protein of 408 amino acids.
CGAACUCCGUCGACGCGAUUUAGUUGUCAUUGGCUAUGACUCAGCUCGGUCGGAUGUGGUGGCCUCCACUGCUGCAGUGGCUGGUCGUUGGAUUAAUAACAAGUAAGCCAGUUCAGUCCUGGAGCUUUGGGCCAGCCCAAUCGAAUGAUAAUCAGGAUACGGGUAGAGUGCCCCAGCCCAGCGAUGUGGGUAGCACGACCAACCACACGAUACUCACCAGGCAGUUGAUUGUGGGCACCUUGCAGCCACCGCAACUUUCGCCGGGCACCUGGCCACCUGUGCCCUCCAUAGUGAAUCCCGGAACCACCAGCUAUUGCCAGUGCGUUCCACCCGGAUCCUGCGCCAAUCCCUUGCCCACCAUGCCCAGCGAUGGCAGUGGUCAGCUGGACAUAAGGAUAGUCAAUAAUGGGGGAUAUCCGUCCAUUCCGACCACCUCUGCCACGCUGACCUGCAAUUACGGACUGGUGGCCUGCUGCCAGGCUGGAAGCUAUCAGUGUGGUCGUCGCUUCCCACCUCCACCCGGCUCCUCCACCGCAGGAGCGGGUCAAGCCAGUUUUGGGGCCUAUCCCUGGCAGGCGGCUCUGUUAACAACCGCGGAUGUUUACCUGGGCGGUGGGGCUCUGAUCACCGCGCAACAUGUCCUCACUGCCGCUCACAAGGUCUACAAUCUGGCGACAUCCUCCUUUAAGGUUCGUCUGGGGGAGUGGGAUGCCAGCAGCACCAGCGAACCCAUUCCCGCCCAGGAUGUGUACAUCUCGAAUGUGUACGUGAAUCCCUCUUUCAAUCCCAAUAACCUGCAGAACGACGUGGCCAUCCUUAAGCUGUCCACCGCCGUCUCGCUGACCAGCAAAUCCACGGUGGGCACCGUCUGCCUGCCCACCACCAGCUUUGUGGGUCAGCGAUGUUGGGUGGCUGGGUGGGGCAAGAAUGACUUUGGAGCCACUGGGGCCUACCAGGCCAUCGAGAGGCAGGUGGACGUGCCCCUGAUUCCCAAUGUUAACUGCCAGGCUGCGCUUCAGGCCACUCGGCUGGGCUCCUCCUUCAUCCUCAGCCCCACCAGCUUCAUUUGCGCCGGUGGUGAGGCUGGAAAGGAUGCCUGCACAGGCGAUGGAGGUUCCCCACUGGUUUGCACCAGCAAUGGGGUGUGGUACGUCGUGGGUCUGGUGGCCUGGGGCAUCGGCUGUGCCCAGGCAGGAGUUCCGGGAGUGUACGUGAAUGUGGGCACCUACCUUCCCUGGAUUCAGACUACGCUGACCUUAUAGUGAAUAGUUUUUGUUACAAAUAAAGUGCGUUUAUAUGUACGUUAAAAUUGUGGGGAUGAAAAUAAAUUGGAGUGGUUUUAUUUCAGUAAAA